CUGCAAUAAAGGGGAAACGUCACAACAAAAACAACCUCUCUGGCGAUCGUGCAAACGUUUAGGUGGAAAUUGUAGGAAAAUCUUGUGAAAAUGGGUGAAAAGAGGAAAAAUAUGGAAGAUGAAAUGUCGAGAUUUGAGGCGGAAAUCGCGACCCCUCCGGUGAACAUGUUCAUCCCAAGCCAGGUGAAGCAACCCAUCAUAGCGUCCAACACGUACAGCCAAGUUCAGCAGAAGCUGUCUAGUGUCCCACCGCCUCCCAUGCCACCGAUGAUCAUUCCCCCAUUCACACCGCCCGUGGUGGCGCAGCCUCAGCAAAUUGAAAAGUCUUACUCAACAGAGCCCACGCCUGUGGUUCUGAGUAGCGCCCCCAAACUCUACACAAAUAGACCGUCUCCGAGUGUCUCGGCACCUGCCCAGCCCUCUGUCAUGGACAUAUCUUCGCUGCAGUUCGAGGUGACGAACAAACUGAAGAAGCUGAAAGGGGAAAAGCCAUCCGGACCGAAUCCCAUCGCCGAGGCUGCUAUUCAGGCGGCGAAGGCCUCGUCAGCACUCCAGAGCUUCGGCCAUGAGGAUCGCAAAGGCAAGAAGAAUAGGAAAACCAUCCGAAUGGCGGGUGGUCAGAUGUGGGAGGAUCCAUCGCUGGCGGACUGGCCAGACGAUGACUUCAGGAUCUUCUGUGGAGACUUGGGCAAUGACGUGAACGAUGAACUCCUGACGAGAACGUUCAACAAGUAUCCGUCCUUCCAGAAAGCCAAAGUGCUGCGAGACAAGCGCACGGGCAAGAGCAAGGGAUUCGGCUUCAUCAGCUUCAAAGAACCUCAAGACUUCAUCCGUGCAAUGAAGGAAAUGGAUGGGCGCUACGUGGGAAGUCGGCCGAUAAAGCUGCGAAAGAGCACAUGGAAAUCGAGGAGUGUGGAUGCGGUGAAGAAGAAGGAGCAGGAGAAGAAGAUGCUGCAGCAGCUCUUCAAGAUGUAGACUUUAUUCAAAUACACAAAUUACAUAAAUUCAA
Molecule: messenger RNA, 1009 nt
Organism: Phlebotomus argentipes
Lineage: Eukaryota; Metazoa; Arthropoda; Insecta; Diptera; Psychodidae
Product: RNA-binding protein 42
Exons: 3
Coding region: 91-975 (294 amino acids)
Molecular function (GO): mRNA binding
Source: RefSeq, a predicted model, not a curated record